Molecule: messenger RNA, 2349 nt
Organism: Mytilinidion resinicola
Lineage: Eukaryota; Fungi; Ascomycota; Dothideomycetes; Mytilinidiales; Mytilinidiaceae
Product: glucan 1,3-beta-glucosidase
Exons: 3
Coding region: 1-2349 (782 amino acids)
Source: RefSeq, a predicted model, not a curated record
AUGGUUGCCUUCAGCACGGCCGCGCUCUUCGUGACGCUGCGCGUCCUUUUUACCGCUACCUCCUCGUUCGCCGCUCCUAUCGCCGCUCCUGUUACCGCGCCCGCAACUCCAGAGGUUGCCGCCGCUUCCAGCUACUGGCUCGCAGACAUCAAGCGCCAGGGCACCGUUGCCUAUGGUGCCUCCGACUUCAAGAUCUUCCGCAAUGUCAAGGACUAUGGCGCCACGGGUGAUGGCUCGACCGACGACACGGCCGCUAUCAACCAGGCUGUCAGUGACGGCAACCGCUGCGGUCAGAACUGCGACUCAAGCACUGUGACUCCGGCUCUUGUCUACUUCCCUCCUGGUACCUACGUCGUCAGCAAGCCCAUCAUCCAGUACUAUUAUACCCAGUUCGUCGGCGAUGCCGUGACUGUCCCUACGAUCAAGGCCGCUGCGGGCUUCUCAGGAAUGGCAGUCAUUGACUCUGAUCCCUACAUGGAGGGCGGUGUCAACUGGUACACCAACCAGAACAACUUCUUCCGUCAAGUCCGCAACUUCGUCAUUGACCUGACUGCCAUGCCCGCAACUGCAGGCGCUGGUAUCCAUUGGCAAGUCGGCCAGGCCACCAGCCUUCAGAACAUCCGAUUUGAAAUGGUCAAGGGCGGCACAGGCAACGCCCAGCAGGGUAUCUUCAUGGACAACGGAUCCGGCGGCUUCAUGACCGACCUGACCUUCAACGGCGGAAACUACGGUGCCUUCUUCGGCAAUCAGCAGUUCACGACCCGCAAUCUGACCUUCAACGACUGCAACACCGCUAUCUUCAUGAACUGGAACUGGGCAUGGACAUUCCAAGGCGUCACCAUUAACAACUGCAAGGUCGGCAUCGACAUGGCUAACGCCCCCACGAACCAGACCGUCGGCUCUGUCCUCAUUCUCGAUAGCACAAUCACCAACACUCCCAUCGGUGUCAACACCUCCUUCACCCAAGACAGCAUCCCGACCGGCGGCGGAACUCUCGUCAUCGACAACGUUGACUUUUCCGGCGUACAAACUGCUGUUCAAGAUUACACUGGCAAGGCAAUCCUCGCUGGCGGCGGAAUUGUUAAGUCGUGGGCUCAGGGUCAAGUCGCUGGUGCUGCUAGCGGCCGUGUGCAAGACAACCUGCCCACCCCUGCCAAGCCUGCCAGCCUCCUCAACUCGCAAGGAAAUGUCUUCACGAAGUCCCGACCCCAGUACGAGAACAUUCCAUCGUCUCAGUUCGUUAGCUUGAAGUCUAAGGGUGCGACCGGUGACGGCGCCACUGACGAUACCGCUGCUAUCCAAGCUGCGAUUAACGGGAUGGCGGACGGCGAGAUUCUGUAUGUCGACCACGGCGCCUAUGUCAUCACCAAGACGGUUACCGUUCCGGCUGGCAAGAACAUCAAGAUGACUGGCGAGAUGUGGCCCCUCUUUAUGGCUUCCGGCAAGGCUUUCAACGACAUGGCAAACCCUCAGCCUGUCUUCCAGGUCGGCGAGACGAGCGGCGACUCGGGUUCCUUCGAGAUGAGCGACAUCGUGUUCGAGACUCUCGGCGCUGCCCCUGGAGCUAUUCUCAUGGAGUGGAACCUGAAGGCUUCCGAGCUGGGCGCUGGAGGUCUCUGGGAUGUUCACUUCCGCGUUGGUGGAUCUGCAGGAACCGAGCUGCAGGCCGACAAGUGCGCUAAGAAUCCUGCGACCAAGCACGAUGCCAACCCUGACUGCAUCGGCUCGUUUCUAAUGAUGCAUAUUACCAAGGAUGCCAGCGCUUACCUCGAGAACACCUGGUUCUGGCUUGCUGAUCACGAGCUUGACUUGAGCUCCCACUCCCAGAUCGACCUCUACAACGGCCGCGGCCUCCUCGUCGAGUCCCAGGGCCCCGUUCACCUCUGGGGUACCGCCGCCGAGCAUAGCCAGCUCUACAACUAUCAAUUCGCCAACGCCAAGGACAUCUUCUACGCGCUCAUCCAGACCGAGACGCCCUACAUGCAGCCCAACCCCAACUCGGAGCAGCCCUUCACCACCAACGCCAAGUACUCCGACCCCGACUUCUCCGCCUGCACCACCGACGCAUGCAAGUCGGCAUGGGGCCUGAGGAUCGUCGACUCGAGCUCCAUCUGGGGCUACGGCUCUGGCACCUACUCCUUCUUCAGCAACUACAACCAAGACUGCCUGGCGACCAACUCGUGCCAGGAGAACAUGAUCAGCGUCGAGAAAUCCUCAAACGUUAACAUGUUCGGCAUCUCGACCAAGGCGGCCACCAACAUGAUCACGCAGGACGGCACUAGCAUGGCGCUCGACAAGGACAACCGGAGCAACUUCUGCGCGACGCUCGGCAUGUUUACUGUUGCGUAG